Molecule: messenger RNA, 2931 nt
Organism: Plasmodium vinckei vinckei
Lineage: Eukaryota; Apicomplexa; Aconoidasida; Haemosporida; Plasmodiidae
Product: ribosome biogenesis protein TSR1, putative
Exons: 1
Coding region: 1-2931 (976 amino acids)
Biological process (GO): maturation of SSU-rRNA from tricistronic rRNA transcript (SSU-rRNA, 5.8S rRNA, LSU-rRNA); endonucleolytic cleavage of tricistronic rRNA transcript (SSU-rRNA, 5.8S rRNA, LSU-rRNA); ribosome biogenesis
Cellular component (GO): preribosome, small subunit precursor; nucleus
Molecular function (GO): GTPase activity; U3 snoRNA binding; GTP binding
Source: RefSeq, a predicted model, not a curated record
AUGAAGCAUCGAUCACACUUAAAACAGGUAAACAAACAGUUUAAGAAGAAUAAAACCCAGAAAAAAAAUAAAAAUGUUAAUAAAAAGGCGCAUAAGAAAAAAAAAAAAACAGUGGAAAAAUACAGUCAUAUGCUACAUAGAGCAUAUCAAGCGCAUAAUACAAAAUCGAGCAUUUUAAAAAAUGAAUUGGAAGAAAAAUCAAAAUAUAUUCCCAUUUACAACUCCUUAAAUGUGUGUUUAUUAUCAUUUCAUGAAGAUGUCGAUUUAUUAUCUUUCAAAAGGGAAUUUAUAAAAUAUCUAUGUGAGCAAAAUGAAGAUGAUUCGAUAGAAUAUGAUAAUAUACAACUUUAUGAUAUAUAUACAAUACAUUCCGACAAAACAAAACGAAAAAGGUCCUUAGUAGUUUAUGAUGUACCGCGAAAUAUAUAUGGCAUUAUUGAUGGGACAAAAUGCGCUGAUUUAAUUUUAUGUAUAUUUAAAGAUGGAUCCCUUGAAAAUUCGGCAUUUGAUAAUCUUGGAUAUGAGCUAUUAUCAAUAUUAAAAAUUCAAGGGGUCCCAUCAAUUAUUGGGAUAGGGUAUAACACAAGUGAAAACAAAAAAUAUUCUAAAAAUUUUGUAUCUAGAUAUUUUAACUCGGAAUUUACAAUGGAUGAUAAAAUAUUUUUUAUAAAUAGCAGUAACUAUACUGACAAUAUUGGGAAUAAUUAUGGCAUUAAUAAGAGUAGUGAUAAUAAUAACACAAAUUUCCAAAAACUUUACUACGAAAUAAUGAAUAUGAAAGUGAAAAAUGUUUCAUUUAGAGAAGGAAGAGGAUAUAUGAUGAUAGAUUCAUAUGCUUAUAACCCUCAGAAUGAUUCAAUUUAUUUAAAAGGGUUUGUUAAAGGUGCAGGCUUUAAUGUUCACAACCCUAUACAUAUAACGAACAUUGGUGAUUAUUAUUUGGAUGACAUAUAUGCUAUAGAUACAAUGAAAAGGAAACGAAACUCCACCAGCAAUAAUAGAAAUAAUUAUAAUUACGAUAUAAAUCACGAAACAUCAGAAUUUUUCUUAAAUCAAAACAUUCAAAGAAAUGAAGAAAAUGAAAAAUACUUUAUUACCAAUUUUUUGAACAAUGAGAAAAUAAUGGCUAGAAAUAUUAAUUACAACUUUGAUCGUAUUCAAAAUUGUAUAAAUAGAAAUACUUUAGAUGAUGAAAAUAAUUUAAUACCGGUUCGUCCAUAUAUGGGAGACGAUAAUAAUUUUAAUGAUAAAAAUAUGAUGAUGGUAUUAAAAAAACAAAACAUGCCUGAAUUAUCCCCAUUUAACCUAAACCACGAAGAUGACAAUAAUACGACUGUGUAUAAAUUCAAUUUAAAUAAGGAAAUGGGAAUACAAAACAAUGAACCAUCUAAUGAGUAUAACAAUAAUAUAUACACAAUGAAUGCACAUUUGAGUAAUGGUAAUCAUAUGGAAACAAUGAAUGGGAUGAACAGAUUCGGCCAAUUUUCUAAUAAUGAAAAUACACAAAAUAUGAAUAAUAAGAAUAGAUGGAUGUAUGUAUCCAAUGAAAAAUAUGAAGCAAGUGAUAAUGCCAUAUGUUCAUAUGAUAGAUCUCAGCCAAUAAUUGAUAUUCAAAAUGGCGUAGUUAAUAAUUUUGAGGGCAAUAAAAAUGGCUUAAAUGGUUCAUCCUUUUUAGAAAAUAAUUCUGACGAUAGUGAAAAUGAAAAUUUUAGUGAUAACAGUAGCAACAAAAGUAGUAACAGCGAUAAUGAUGAUAAUAAUGAUAUCGAAAGAGACGAAGAAAAUAUCGAGGAUAUUUAUCUGAAUAAAAAUAUAUGUGCAAGGGAAAGAUUUAAAAGAUAUAGAAGUUUACAAAGUUUGAGAACAUCAUUUAUUGAUGUUUAUGAAGAUCUUCCAUUAGCAUAUUCUCGAGUUUACGAUUAUGAAUGCCAUGAAAAUUUAAUGAAAUAUUCUAAAAAAAAAUAUAUAGAAAAUUGUAAGAUUAUACAAGAGAAAUAUUCUCUAGCAGAUACUUAUUGCAUAUUCGUUAUAAAAAAUGAUGGUAAUUUAAUUAAUUUAAUGAAUAAUUAUGAGAAAUUAAAGCUACCUUUUAUUUUAUCGAGCAUAUUGCCUUUUGAAAGAAAAGUGACAGUAGUAAAUAUGGAAAUUGAAAAAUCUUCUACCUAUUUAGAAAAUGUUCAAUCUAAAGAUAUUUUCAAAAUUAUAUGUGGAUUUCGCCAUUUUAUAGGGGCUCCAAUUUUCAGUGAACAAAUUAUUAAAAGCAUACAAUCUAAGGGAAAGUAUGAAAAAUUUGUGAAACAUGGAAAAAAAUAUAUUGCUUCGAUAUUUGGGUUUACUACAGUUACUAGUUCACCUGUUUUUAUUAUAAAGACUAAAAAUAUAAUAAAUUAUGGUGUAGAGCAAUACAACAAUAUUAGCACCUUACAAAAUAUGGGAAAUACAGACUAUUUAUUCAACACAAACAAUGUGAAUAGUAUUUUUGGAAAUGGAAAUACUAAUAUCACACAAUUUAAUGCAUUAAAUGACUUUAACGCCCAUGCAGAGUUAGUAGCACAUGGUAAAGUUGUUAAUUGCGAUUGUAAAAGAAUAAUUAUGAAAAGAAUAAGUAUUUGUGGCAAUAUUUUUAAAAUUCAUAAGAAAAAAGCGGUUAUAAGAAAUAUGUUUUACAACCCUAAAGAUAUAAACUAUUUCAAACCUGUUGAAUUGCAUACAAAAUUUGGACUAACUGGAAAAAUAUUAGAAUCUUUAGGAACACACGGAAAAAUGAAAUGCUUAUUUAGCAGUAUUCUAAAGCAGCACGACAAAGUUUUUAUGUUUUUGUAUAAAAGAGUUUAUCCAGUUUGGUUUCCUAUGGCAUGGGGUGGCGAUCCACAAUUAGGUCCUAAUGAUAAACCAAUGACGAAUAAAAAUGAACACAGAAUGGUAUUAUAA